Molecule: messenger RNA, 3792 nt
Organism: Phlebotomus papatasi
Lineage: Eukaryota; Metazoa; Arthropoda; Insecta; Diptera; Psychodidae
Exons: 3
Coding region: 2049-3275 (408 amino acids)
Source: RefSeq, a predicted model, not a curated record
GUUAACGAGUCCCCUCCUCCUGUUCUUCUUAUCCAGUUUACCAUUUUUCUCAUGGUAUUCUUUAAGGGAAAUUCCUUCUGAACAUUUUAAAAUAUCAUGGAUCGAGAUAACAGUCCAAGAGGACACUCGAGUGUUUCCUCGUUUUGGUUGAUCCCGGCGUACUUCCCUUCCGGACUGCACAUUUUGACGCCAUUCUCGACGGAAUAUCAUUUUUACGGCCCCAGGAGGAAGGAUUUCAUUGAUAUCCGUUUCCUCGAGGUCGCAGAUAUUGUCUGAGGUGAUUCCACGAUCUAUAAAUUAAAGAAAAAAGUCGAGAAAUAAGACAAGAGGGAGAAUGAGGUUAUGGAAGAUGAAAAAUACCUUUCAGGGCUCCGUAUUCCUCGGGUGCUACAAACUUGUGGCACAGAGCCAUCAAAUUUGGAUCGUUACAGACCUCCCCCAUAAACAAAAUUAGCAAAUUUGCGUUUACCACUUGUUUUUUAAUUUAAUUUUAUUGACACACGCGCAACUCACUUGGCAUACUUCAACUUCAUAAUCCAAUUGACUGAGAAGAAAUGUCAAAAUUAAAACUUAUUUCAACAAAAAAUGUUUAAAAUUUGUUAAAAUGUUGUUAAGAAAAGAAAACGAACAAAUUAUUGUUAGAAAUAGUUUAUUGUUGUUUUUUAGUUGGUAAAAAAAACAAUUUUUGUUAAUUUUAUCUCCUUUUUAGACGCAAUUAAUGAAAUUUUUGUUUAUUUCGUAAAUAAUCUCUUUUUAUCUCCAAAAAUAAACAAUUUUCAACAAAUUUUAACUCUCAUUCCGUUCAGUGUAUCUAUUUGUAGAUUUGUUGCUACGAAUUCAUCGAAUGCUUUAAUGGAAGAGUACGUCAAUCCACGGGUGCCAAAUUUUGUCGUAUUAGGUUUAGCGUAUUCUAAUAGAUAUUGACGCCAAGUUUUCUGCAAUGUGGAUUUGUUUUUUUUAAUUUGAAGUUAGAAUGGGUUAGGCUAUGGUAUAUUUUAAAUAUGUGGAGAAUUUUUUGGAACUUGAUUGAGAUUGUAAUUUUCGUAACUUUGUUAUUAUAAAUUUCUUUUGUGCUGCAUCUAGAAUGAAGUUCAAGAAUAACCCUCAAGAACCUAUUCUGAGCUACUUGAACCUUUUUCAGUAGGUCUUUCUUUGCUGGUCCCCACACCAGCGCUGCAUAACUCAUCACUGACUCGAACAGUCCAUGGUACACCAAGAUCCGGACCCCCACAGGCGAACCACGUCCCCCAUCGCGACGCAUAACCCCUGUAAGGGUCGAAAGACGCGCCAAGAGCAUCUCAAUGUGAAGCUCAAAACUCAGGCUGUGGUCAAUAAUGACGCCCAGAUAUUUAAAUUGAAAAACCCUUUCCAGCGUCGAGUUAUUCAUUGUCAGGUCACACCCGUCACCAGGGUUGGGCCAUUUUUUUACAUUUUACAUCGUUUUUUACACAGUAAAAAAAGCUUUUAACAUGUGCUACAUUUUUAACAUGUAAAGUUAAAAUGUAAAAAAUAUAAAAUUGAUUGAUAUUAUGCAUCAAAUAUCGAAUUCAGAUAUUUGUUUUUUACUCAAUCAAAGAUUUCGCUGUAAUCAGUAAAAAAAAUUUGCAGCUUUUUGCUGUAAAGCUCGUCGAAAACGCAUGGUGAAAUUUAUUGGCAAUCCCAAUUCAAGUUUUCUACUACCUGGUUGCACCACUGUUAUAGUAACCAUCUAAAUGACUCAUAAUUUUUGAACUUCCACAGGCUCAGGGAGUUUUCCAUUGUUCUGUGGGUUCUACUAAUUAACAAAAUUGUAAAAAUAAUUCAGAUUAAGACUUGUUUCCUACUUUUUUCAUAAUGAUAUUUUUUCUGAUAAUUUGCUAUAUACCUCGUCCAAGACAUUACAUCCCAGAAAACAAUGUCCAUGAAGAGAAUCAUGGUGCUAUUCCAAUGAAAAAAUGAGCAUGUUUUUUUAGCACAUUACUGUUCCCAAGUACUAAAAAGGAUCAUGACUGUUCCCACAUGUCUCCAAACACUGCUGUCAAAUAUUACAGUGUGAACCAAUAGUGGAGAUGAAUGUCAACAUUUCUGAUGAGUUUUUGUCUGUGAUCGGCCAGGGAAUCGUGGCCUAUUAUUUAUUGUUGGUGCUUUAUCAAAACGAUGGUAAUCAUCAAGACCUCGAACAACGAAAAUACUGGGUCCAUCCAUUUUUAAGAUGCAGAGAUGAAAAAGGUUUAUUUUCCACCAUAUAUCAAGAACUUUUGGAUGACGAGAUGAUGUUCUUCAACUAUACAAGGAUGACAAAAGAACAAUUUGAAGACUUGCUAAGUAUGGUGGAUCCUCACAUUAAGAAAGUGUCCCAGAGGAAGGCCGUCUCUACACGUGAAAUGCUUUUCAUCACCUUACGGCACCUGGCAACAGGAAGCACGCAGACCGAGUUGUCGUACAACUUUCGUGUUGGACAACCAACCCUGAGCAAAAGAAUAGGUGAAAUGACACAGGUACUAUGGGAAGUUUUAUCCCCAGUUUCUCUUAAACCACCUACUACAGAAGAGUGGAAGAAUAUUGCUAGACAGUUCUACGAAAAGUGGCAGGUACCUAAUUGUGUGGGUGCUAUAGAUGGCAAACAUUGUGUAAUGAUGGCACCUGAAAAUUCUGGUUCAGAGUUUUUCACGCACAAGAGAAAUUUCUCAAUAGUUCUGCUUGCAGUGGUUGAUGCGAACUAUAAUUUCCUAUUGGUUGAAAUUGGUGCACCCGGAAGUUACAGCGAUGGUGGGAUUUUUCAAAACAGCGAUUUUGGUAGGGAUAUUUUAAAUCAAACGAUAAAUAUUCCGGCAGAUCAGCCUCUUCCAGGACAGACAAGGAAUUUCCCUCACUACUUUGUUGCUGAUGCAGCAUUUCCAUUAAGAAGAAAUGUUAUGAAACCGUAUCCGGGGCAUGUCCUCCCACAAGAUAAGACAUAUUACAACCAAAGAAUUUCACGCGGCCGACGAAUCGUCGAAAAUGCAUUUGGAAUAUUAGCUGGAAAAUUCAGAAUUUUCCAUAAACUUAUGUAUGGAAAUGUGAACACUGUUAAAAAUCUGAUCUGUGCAUCUGUAGCGUUACAUAACUUCAUAAGGCUCACAGCACCGAAUUCAGGCAUUGCUUCCUUUAACGAUGGUUCUUCGACUUUGCUUCCAGAAUCCAUGCAGACUUUGCAUAGAGAUGAAAUUUGUGAAAAUUCUCAAAAUGUCACGACAAAUGCAAAACAAGUCAGAGAUCAACUUAAGGAAUAUUUUAAUAGAAAUAGAGUUGUUUGAAGUUUAAAUUAUCACUGUUAAUUUUGAAAAUUUUCUUCUUGAAUUCGUUUAAUAAAUUCCUGUGUUAAUGACAUGAAUUCAAGAAAUUGGCGUUCUGUGAUCUUCAGUUCUUCGAAUUUCUGAUUCAGAAAGCCAAGGUACACAGAAAGGCUUGUCGAUGAAAUAUUCAUUUUAUCUGCAGCGGCAUUUAAAAAGCGUACCAUGGCCUCCAUUCCUUGGCCAUUGACUGAUUGUUCUUCGCGUACAAAAUUAUUUUGGCAUCUUCGCCUGUUUCGAAUAGACUCACGUGUGUUGAGACUUACGCGAGGUCUUACUGGAGAUGUGGUAGGCGAUUGUGAACAAACUGUAGGCUGUGGUUGUGUAGAAUUCGGUAUUUGAUUCUGGGAUUCUCGAGAUUCAAGCAAAAGAGACGGUAAUUCUUGGAUUCUUCCCCUGGUAGUCGUAGGUAUGUUAUCAAGAUCAGUCAAAUCAACUGAUUCAGCUGUAGUGCAAACUGGAUGCUGUGAAUUUUCAGUCU